CGGGCCCCGCUCCCUCCGCGCGCGCUGCCCGGAGCGAGAUCGCAGCCGCCGGCGCCCUCAGAGGCGGCCAGGACAAGCGCGGCGAGUCCCCAGGGACCUGCACACAGAGCCACCGAGCGACACCUCCAGCAGCAACAGGCACAGAGUGAGGUCUGAGCACCCCUAUGCCGCUGGCUGGUGCUCCGGCUGACCCUGUUACAAGCCCUCCGGCUGUCGCUAUGACAUCCACCUGCACCAACAGCACACGAGAAAGCAACAACAGCCACGCGUGCAUGCCCCUCUCCAAAAUGCCCAUCAGCUUGGCUCACGGGAUCAUCCGCUCCACUGUGCUGCUCAUCUUCCUUGCAGCCUCUUUCGUUGGUAACAUAGUGCUAGCGCUUGUGUUGCAGCGUAAGCCGCAGUUGCUGCAGGUGACCAACCGCUUCAUCUUUAACCUCCUCGUCACUGACCUGCUACAGAUUGCGCUUGUGGCCCCCUGGGUGGUGGCCACCUCCGUGCCUCUCUUCUGGCCCCUCAACAGCCACUUCUGCACUGCCCUGGUUAGCCUCACUCACCUGUUCGCCUUCGCCAGCGUCAACACCAUUGUCGUGGUGUCCGUAGAUCGCUACCUGUCCAUCAUCCACCCUCUCUCCUAUCCGUCCAAGAUGACCCAGCGCCGUGGUUACCUGCUCCUCUAUGGCACCUGGAUUGUGGCCAUACUGCAGAGCACACCCCCACUCUACGGCUGGGGCCAGGCUACCUUCGAUGAGCGCAAUGCCCUCUGCUCCAUGAUCUGGGGGUCCAGCCCCAGCUACACCAUCCUGAGCGUGGUGUCCUUCAUGGUCAUCCCACUGGUUGUCAUGAUUGCCUGCUACUCCGUGGUGUUUGGUGCAGCCCGGCGGCAGCAUGCUCUGCUGUACAAUGUCAAGAGCCACAGCUUGGAGGUGCGGGUCAAGGACUCUGUGGAGAAUGAGAACGAAGAGGGAGCAGAGAAGAAGGCCGAGUUCGGGGGUGAGAGUGCAUUCCACAGCCAGGAUGAAGGUGAGGUCAUGGAGGGCAGCAUGGAUGCUGAAGACAGCAGCAUGAAAGCCGAGCAAGGAAGCGUGAGGACCAGUGAGGGAAGCAUGGAGGGUAAUGAAGGCAGCGCCAGAGGGGAAGAGAACAGGAUGAAGGCAAACAAGGGCCAAGCAGAGGUCAACCAGUGCAACAUCGACUUGGGUGACAUUGACAUGGACUUUGGUGAGGAUGACAUCAAUUUCAGUGAGGAUGAUGUUGAAGCAGUGAACAUCCCAGAGAGCCUCCCACCCAGUCGUCGUAACAGCAACAGCGACCCUCCUCUGCCUAGGUGCUACGAGUGCAAAGCUGCUAAAGUGAUCUUCCUCAUCAUUUUCUCCUACGUGCUAUCCCUGGGGCCCUACUGCUUCCUAGCAGUCCUAGCCCUGUGGGUGGAUGUCCAAACCCAGGUACCCCAGUGGGUGAUCACCAUAAUAAUCUGGCUUUUCUUCCUGCAGUGCUGCAUCCACCCCUACAUCUAUGGUUACAUGCACAAGACCAUCAAGAAGGAAAUCCAGGAUCUGCUGAAGAAGUUCUUUGGCAAGGAAAAGCCCCCCACAGAGGAUAACCACCACGACCUGCCUGGAACCGAAGCUGGCACAGAGGGUGGGAUCGAAGGCAAGAUCGUCCCUUCCCAUGAUUUUGCUACUUCGCCUUGAAGUUAGCUCUAAGGCAAACCUUGAACUGUUCACAACACAAAAACAAGAGCAGCUUUCUUCUCAAUGGACCACCCACAAUCCCAUUAAUACCAAUCCAUACCAUUUCAGGCAAAGGUAUUGCUCACACAUCCUUUUCACCACAAGCUACGUAAAUAUGUGGAAAUGGUAGGAACUGGGGUAUUCCCUUUAAACUGUGCCCCUCCAAGCAUGGACUUGAGGAUUCUGACUGGAAAUUUCCCUUCAAUGAUUAUCAGGCUCAAAAUUUCUUAAGGCAACAAAAGGGCUAUCCAUUUUGGACCUGUACUUGGUACUGACUGUCGCCUCAGAGCUGCAACAUGCCAGUGUUAGCUCUGAGGGAAAAGAAAGAUGAUGCCUGGGAACUUUAGGACUUUUCAGCCCUCAGGUUAGAAGCUUAUGGAGCAGAGAUACAGCUUUUAUGCUCAACCGAAAGAAAAGCAAUGGACCAAAUCAUUCUGGAGCCCAAGAAAACAGAAGCUAAUGGAUUGAUCAACAUAUGAACCAAAUUCUGAACUGGAAAGCCUCACAAGCUGGUGCAAAGACUAUCCUGCAAACUAAGACAAAGGGCAUUGUGCAGUAUACCAAGAAGGUUUCUAGACCCCCUAAAGGGAUCCAGAAAAGGGGAAGGGCAUGUAUGAAAUAGGAAGUUAGUCCAAGGGAAAAGAUAGAGAAACAUCACACAUCCAUGGGGCUAACAGUUGACUCUUUUUCUAUAAAAUCCUGGGUUGAUGUAUGGGUUGAGACUGCAAAUGGAAAAUUGUCAAUUGACACUAAAAUAUUUUCUGUCUCCUAUUUGAAUAAUAGUGGGACAGAAAUCCUGUCACUAUUUUUGAAUUUCCCCUUUCUGACUGGGAGUCUCAGAAUUCUCCAGCUCUCUGACAAUCACUUAUGGUUUAUUUUGUUUUGUGAAAUAGGCCUUUUUUGGUCAAAUAGUAUUUUCAGAAAAAAAAAAAAAAGAAAUUCAACUAGAAGUGGCCAAAUCCUACAAAACUCACACUACCAAUCGAGAGCAAAGUGACCAUCAGAAAUAUCUUUUGGGUCUGUGAGAUCACAGGCAAGAAAACGGGAUGGUUUCACAAUACCAGGCAAACAUCUGACCUAUUCCAAACAAGCCUAAAAUCAAAGGAUUCCACUCAAACAUGUCCCAAUUAUUACCGUUGAAAUAUAGCAUUGUGCGAAAACCAUUACAAUAUCUAAAUUAUCCCUAGGGUCAAUACAUAGGAAGAUUUUUCAAAACCCAAACCCUGACGUCACUUUGGACAGGGAUAUACCUGUGUAUUUCUAAGUACACAGGCCAUAUCUACAUGACCAAAUAACAUGGAACUGAAAAAUAGUCAAGCCAGUGUUUAUGGUCUUCCUGAAGACCAAAUUAAAGCAACUGUAUAGCCAACCAACUGUUUGUACAGAAAUCCACUUUUAAUAUGGGUGGAGGGAGAGAAAGCAGCAUUUGGUGGAAAAUGGUUAAUCAAGUGGUUGUGUGAUUACCAUGUCUUUAUCAGAACUCAAAUUCCAUUUAUAUAAAUGCCCAGCUCAUUUAUAUUUUAUCUUUUCCUCCUCACAGAUUCCAACAUGAACUUCUCAAGGGGGAGCGGUAAACAGCAAUGUUAUGGGGCUGUGAAUAAGUCCACAUGGGAAUUUAGGAUUUCCAUGAUCAGAAUUUAGAAAAAGAGAGGGGGUAGAAGAAAGCAAUAUCAAGCUGACUUGUCAAAUCAAUAUGUCCACAAAAACCCCAUUCCAAUUCCAUUCAUUUGGAACUUGUGGUAAUUCAGACAGGGCAUAGGGGCUGAAGUUUACCCUUGCACUACAUUUAUUUUUCUACAGAAAUGUAUAAAGUGAAUUAAUAGUCAUGAAUUUAUUGCCGAGCUCUUGUACCGACCUGUCCUUAAAGGAUAACUGGGUGGAGAGAUGGCCUAUGGGAUGGAUCCUCCUAUGUGGGGAGGGAUAUUGCCUUACAAAGUCUGUCACGGUCAAAAGCAUUUAGGGUAGCUAUAGCUUGUCCUUUAGGUAGAAAUGCUUACCUGGAUAGGAAACCAGAUUUCAAAUCUAAGUGUCUCCAAACAUUUUGUUAAAACUGAACUUCUUGUUUUAUUUUUAAAGCUCAAUCCCUUCAAAGUGUAUCAGAGAAAAUUGUUUGCCAAAAUCCCAAAUCAAAAUGGAAGCAGACCUGUACGAGUAUGGUAAGUCCAUUGAACCGCACACACAACAUUCUCCAGGGGAACCGAGACUCGCUGCUUUCCUUUUUUAAGUUCCUCUUUUCCCUAUUUUAGUCAUUGUCCAUUAUUUUGGUAAAUUGGAUUCUUCAAAGGUGAAGACCUUUUGAAAAUAGGAGACUGGAAAAGAGGACUUUUGAAUUAAAAGCAUUCUGCUUUGAUGACAUUUUCUUCUUAGUGAACAAGAGCCUCUGGUUAGCUUGGAGAUAACAACUACUUCAAAUUUUGUGCUAUUUUGAAUAAAGCACUAUCAACUUAAUGAGGUUUUACUGCACAUACUGUUUUGUCAUUUGAAAAAUCUGAAAGCACACAAAAAAGUCAUCAUUAGCCUCACAGAUCCUCAUGUGCAAUAGCUUUCCCUAAAUGUUUAUAAAAGAUAUAUUCUUUUGCCAAGGCCACUUCAUAUGUGCAGUAAAAAAUCCCAUUAAAGUACAGGGGCCAGACAAACCAGACUUUGAAAUGAUGUAGUUUUAAAUUUAAUGAUUUCCUUAUUUAAGAAUAAUAGAACAUCUUGCUUGCCGUGGAGUCGCAGGUGCUUUGACUAACACACCAAUUUCAACAAGCUUGGGAAGACAGUAAUAAGGAGCCAGCCCUGGGCUUCCGUGACUUCUAUGAUGCGAGGGUCCAUCUCUAAGACACCACACAUGCCAACUGCUAGGAAGUCCUGUGCACUUCCAGCUCCCUGCCUACCUCUUGCCAUCACACCCACUGCCUUCACCUGCCUCACUCCCACUGCCUCUGCUAUGCUGGCCCUCCUGGAAUAGUCCCUGCUUGAAGCUCUGUGCGCUCCGCACUCCCCAUCCAUCCCUUCCCAACCCAGAGCUGACAGAUUUAUAGGGACCUGGGGCCCAUGGAAGCAGGGAAAGAGAGAGCCAUAGGAGUGACCAGCAAUUAAAAGUAUCUUUCUGUCUCCUCCCCAACUCCAAUUCAAUUUAGAGAUGAUGGAAUACCUACUUCAAAUGUAACAGGUAAGGAAAAGUGCCAUUUUAUGAUUUAGGAGGAAGUAGGCCCCUCAUUUCUUACCAAAAAAGCACCUGAUGAAACACAUCUUUCGGGGGGGGACACAAUUAUUUCAGGAAAAAAAGCUAAAGAAUCUUUUACUUAUAAAAUGAUAAGGUGCCUAACAUUGCCUUAUUUUAUACAUAAUUAGCCGAUUAAGCUAGUAUUCAAAACAUUUUUUUCAUGCUAACUGAAAAAUAAUUUACAUGAUUAAACUAGGCUUUCUUUCUUAGACUUUACCAAAAAGCUCUUAAAAGUGUCUGAAACACAUCAUUUGGAAGAGAAAAAAAAAUUAUUCUUCAUUUGGUAAUUUGAACUAAGAUAAAACCCUCAGGGGUUGUUGGUAUAAAAUUAAAAAUAACAAUAUAAAUGACUAAACUGCAUUUUUCUCUCAUAACCACUGUAACCCUGUAUUUUGAGAAAAAAAAUUGAAAGUAUUUUCCCCUCAUGUCUUUUCUGUUGUAUUCCUCUUUAAGGCAAACCCCAAGCUGUCAGAAGAGGUUUCUCUAAGCAAAAUGUCCUUUCCUGCUAGAGCAGGCAAAAGAUUAUAGGAACAGUUGGCUGCUAGCCAGUUGCCAAGAUAAGGAGAGAAAAUAUGGUCAGUCAUGGCUUUUAACCCUCUCCCUCCUUAUCUCUGUCUCUCUCUUAUUUUCUAUGGGCUGGACUGGUGCUCUAGGCCCUGCAAAGCCCUUCUAAGCUUAGGCAUGAGGAGACAGAAGCAAUGAGCUGGAAACAGCAGACUGGAGCCUAAAACCCCAAAAGAAGAGAAACCCUCAUUAUACAUUCUUUUCAAUUAGUUAAGAACAAUCUCUUCCUCUACUGCAAAUGCCCAGCUAGCCUAGAGCAGUCUUCUGCUAUAAGCAACUAAACUGACUAGAGGAAGAAACAGGAGAGCUAAAAUCCACUGAACUUGGCCACCGACUGCCACUUUACUGGCAAGUUCAUUGCUCUUUGUUAAGUGGAAUAAGAAUCCUCAAGAUAAAUGAAGCUUGCCAACAGGAGUUAGGCAUUUCCAUCAUUGCCUCCCCAAGCCUCCAUAUCUCAGAGUACACACACCAAGGGGAAACCACAGUAAGAUGCACACUCUACAAGAGGCUUGCUAUGUCUGAGGAUUAUUAUAUCUCUCUUGUUCUAAAAUAUAGACAAACACAAGAUUGGUUUUAGUUUGGUGCUUCAAAUUUGAGUGGAUUUUCUCCCCUUUUCAUCUGUGAUACAACUUUAGUGUUUAAAGUUUGGUAUUUUUGUCUUGUUUUAGUGGUGUAUUCCUUUUUGUAGUUAUUCUCCUAAAUGUAAGCUGUAACUGUAUAUAAAAUGUAAGUGUUCCUGGAGAUAAGGUGCUAGAUAUUAGAUUAUAUGUGUUCGUAGAUAGUGUUAUCCUCAAAAAUGGGUAGUCUCUCUUUCUCUCUCUCUCUCUCUAAAGUUAGUUAAUAAAAUGCAUGCAGAAUUCUGUGUGACCCACAUCUGGGCCAGUUUCUGAAGUAGAACAUAGUACAUGUGUUUUUUAAAUUUCAUUUUUAAAGUGUAUACUACAGGAUAUGUAAGAUGGCUUCAAGGUAGGGUGGUGGGAAAUGGUGCCUUUCAAUUCCUUAAAUCCCUGGUACAGUAUAUUAUAGGGGAGAAGUUAUUUCGAUACAGUUGGUCAUUAGUGUGAACUAAUCUUCUUGGCUGAAGUUCUCGCUGGCAGUUCUCCAUGACAAACUUGGCGCUGGUAUGCCUGUUUUCUAUUCACUCAAUGUAUAGAAUGCAAACUCAAAGAAGACGAUCCUUUCCCCAUUCAAAAACAAGGACCCCAGAAUAGGCUAUUGGAGUCCAGUUAAUGGGAUGAAAAGCAAACUGCACUCUGAAGACCCAACCAGUACCUGACCCGGAACUGACAGGAUUCACAUUUAGCAGAUCCACAAUAUAACCCAGAGAAAGGCUGCCCUGUUUUUUUCUUUGAUUAGUUGUCUGAGAGAUAAGAUGGAGAACGGAUGGGCAGCUAGAUAGAGAGGAAAUGGGACUUCUCUGGGGGUCGCAGCUAAGGAGUUUGAGAAUUAGAAUUAUAUAUCAAUGGUAUUUGCAUCAGAUAAGAAAAGAGAACUGUGAGAUGAAUUUAACAUAGAUCUUAACAACAAAAUAUUACAACUAGAAAACUAAUAUGUAUAUAAAUACACACAUACACCCUCAUUAAAUCAUUUCUAAAACUGCCUUUAAUACCAAAUUUAAUGUGCUGAGACUGAAAACAAUAGAAAAUUGGGUUUAGUCAAUAAACAGUUCUCUUUAAUAUCUUAAAUUUUGAAUCUGUAAGUUUCAUUUACCUUUUAAAAAAGGAUUUGUAAUUUAAAAGUGCCUUUUCAAAGGAUUGUCAAACUAUAACACAAUCCUGGGGCCCAGUUCCCAUUGGCACAACUUACCUUCAGGUGCACAAGAGGGGUGGGUUUUAUCCUCCUCCCCUCAGCAAGAAGAGAAACCCCCUCAUACACCAUUUCAAAUUCAUAAAUGAAUACUGUUACAUGAGUCAGUAGUUCCAGAGACUCUGCUCAAGGCCAAGGUUUCAUAUAUGGGUUGGUUUUGAUUGGGUACUUUCUAGAAUGGUUACAAUGCAUUUUUUCUUGCUGACAGGAAUAAUGGACUCCUGCUGAGGAAUGCAGAGAUAUGUUUGUAAUUUAAGUAUUAUUAAGUAAUGCUUGUGUUUCUUAAAUAGGUGCUGUUAAUCUGUCCUUGGUAUAUUCUUCUUAAAUAUGCUAAAUAAAGUCAA
Nycticebus coucang (slow loris) is the source of this 7655-nucleotide messenger RNA. RefSeq names its product G protein-coupled receptor 101 (gene GPR101). The record is from RefSeq and is a predicted model, not a curated record. The transcript has 2 exons. The coding region runs from base 165 to 1691 and encodes 508 amino acids. Gene Ontology annotation, molecular function: G protein-coupled receptor activity. Gene Ontology annotation, cellular component: membrane. Lineage: Eukaryota; Metazoa; Chordata; Mammalia; Primates; Lorisidae. Gene Ontology annotation, biological process: adenylate cyclase-activating adrenergic receptor signaling pathway.